Nematolebias whitei (Rio pearlfish) is the source of this 2036-nucleotide messenger RNA. It is a transcript of the gene nop56, whose product is annotated as NOP56 ribonucleoprotein homolog. Gene Ontology annotation, cellular component: small-subunit processome; box C/D methylation guide snoRNP complex. Gene Ontology annotation, molecular function: snoRNA binding. The record is from RefSeq and is a predicted model, not a curated record. The transcript has 12 exons. NCBI's taxonomy places the organism in Eukaryota, Metazoa, Chordata, Actinopteri, Cyprinodontiformes, Rivulidae. The coding region runs from base 176 to 1786 and encodes 536 amino acids.
UAAUUUUAGGGGAUAACAACUUUCAACGUGACGUGGUUUCAAAUCUCGCGAUAUUUAAAGGGUCUCGCGAUAUUUGAAGGGUCUCGCGCAGGGUUGUGGUCAAGCUGCAGUCUUUUUCCUUCGGUGUAGCAGGAGAGCAGUCGCAUCUGACGCGCUGCUGCAGAGAUUCACAAACAUGGUAGUGCUGCGCGUGUUGUUCGAGCACGCGGCGGGCUACGCGCUGUUCGCGGUCAAAGAGGUGGAGGAGAUCAGCAUGCUGCUGCCUCAGGUGGAGGAGAGCGUGUUGAACAUCAGCAAGUUCAACAGCAUGGUGAGCCUGGCUGCCUUCUUCCCCUUCAAGUCUGCCCAGGCUGCCCUGGAGAACAUGAACGCCAUUUCUGAAGGUGUGGUCCACGCUGAUCUCAAGUUGUUCCUGGAAACUAACAUCCCCCAGUCUGGGAAGAAGAAGGCCGUCUUGGGGGUUUCUGACGCAAAGAUUGGAGCUGCUCUUCAAGAAGAGUUUAACGUUUCUAUACAGACUGGUGGAGUCAUUAGUGAAAUAAUCAGAGGCGUCCGUCUGCACUUCCACUCCCUGGUGAAGGGUCUGACUGCCCAUGCAGCCUCCAAGGCGCAGCUGGGUCUUGGUCACAGCUACUCCAGAGCUAAAGUAAAGUUUAACGUCAACCGGGCCGACAACAUGAUCAUCCAGUCCAUAGCUCUGUUGGACCAGCUCGACAAAGACAUCAACACUUUCUCCAUGCGUGUCCGCGAGUGGUAUGGGUACCACUUUCCAGAGCUGAUCAAAAUAGUGUCGGACAACUCGAUGUACUGUCGUACGGCUCAGCUGAUUGGCAACAGGAAGGAGCUGUCUGAGGAGAGUCUGGAAAGCUUGGAAGAAGUGGUUAUGGACAGUGCCAAGGCUCAGGCCAUUUUGGACGCGUCUCGCUCCUCUAUGGGUAUGGACAUCUCUCCCAUCGACCUGAUCAACAUAGAGAGGUUCUCGAAUCGCGUCGUGUCUUUGUCGUCCUAUCGGCUGGAGCUGCAGGAGUACCUGCGCUCCAAGAUGAGUCAGGUGGCACCAAACCUGGCGGCUUUAAUCGGAGAAGUGGUUGGAGCUCGUCUGAUCUCUCAUGCUGGCAGUUUAACCAACCUGGCCAAGUACCCAGCGUCCACGGUUCAAAUCCUGGGAGCAGAAAAGGCCCUGUUCAGAGCCUUGAAGACACGAGGCAACACCCCCAAGUACGGCCUCAUCUUCCACUCGACCUUUAUCGGACGUGCGGCUGCCAAGAACAAAGGGCGCAUCUCCAGGUAUCUGGCGAACAAGUGCACCAUCGCCUCUCGUAUCGACUGUUUUUCAGAGGUGCCAACCAGUGUGUUCGGUGACAAGCUGCGCGAUCAGGUGGAGGAGCGGCUGUCGUUUUACGAGACCGGCGAGGUACCACGGAAAAAUGUGGACGUCAUGAAGGAGGCGGUGAAAGAGGCUUCUGAUGUUACGGCAGAGCUCAAACGCAAACUGGAGAAAAAGGAGAAGAAACGCAAGAAGCGUGACAAGAAGUUGCUAGAGCUUCAAUCAAACGGCGACUCUGAGGUGGUAAAUGAAGACGCUGAGGCUCCUGCAGGAAAGAAGAAAAAGAAGAAACAAGUAGCCGAGGAGGUGGAGGAUCGGGAGGAGGAGGAGAGCGAAGCAGAGGACACUAAAGCCAAGAAGAAAAAGAAACGAAAAUCUGAGGCAGAGGAAAGCACCGAUGACAUCGUAGCAGAAGAAGCUGCUACUCCGGCCAAGAAAAAGAAACCAAAAAGAACGUAGGAAGCCCCACAACCAGCUGCGUCUGAGAAGAGGCGGCAGAUUGGUGAAGAACAGGAUGUUAUGUACAGUUUUAUUUUGAAUUUAUCCAAAGCUAGUAAACAUUCUUGAUUUUACUGCGUUAAAGCGGAUUAAGUGCUUAUAAAUAAACCUCGUCGUUGCAUCCGCAGCUGAAAGUUAAAAUAAGAAGUUUGUACGUUUUUGCAAUCCUUAAACUUCUCGUCUAAUAAACUGAUGUUUGAUCUGGUUCUAA